AUGCAGGCUGAUAAGACGGUGUUGAGUUUGAGACCUGGAGGAGGUUCCCGCGGAGGAAGCAGAGUUUUUGGUCAGCGUUUCGAGGCGGCAGCGGUCAAUUUUGAUAUCCCGGUGUUGCGUCCCCGUGGCGUUGGCGGCGCUCCUUCCUUAAAGACUGGCGAAUCCCGAUUUGAGAGCCGUGAGCGGAUCUGUUAUACCCGAGAACAGCUGCUGCAGCUAAGGGAGGUGGUCAACAUCUCUGAGGAAAUUCUGAAGGUUAAACAAGAAGUUGAAGCUGAAUUUUCUGGUAUUGAUCCAAGCUGGGGUCAUGGAGAAAGCAACGUUCCAAAUCAGGCUCAGGGUCGUUAUUCUGAAACAGACAACCGUGACUGGCGGAAUCGUUCUGCACAAUUUCCUGUUCCUGGAGAGGAGAGACCCUGGGAAGCUAUUCGAGACAGAGACUUUGGUGGCCGGUUUGAUUCAAGGCAAUCAGAAGUAAACCAAUACAAUAGGCAAGAGCAGCUGAGCUCACAGUUUGCAAGAUUGCAAAACCAAGGGGGAGGACCUACUCCUGCUCUAAUCAAGGCUGAGGUGCCAUGGUCUGCUCGAAGGGGACGUCUUUCUGAGGAGGAGCGUGUAUUGAAGACCGUGAAGGGUAUACUGAACAAGCUGACUCCUGAGAAAUUUGAUCUUUUAAAGGGUCAAUUGAUAGACUCUGGGAUCACAACGCCUGAUAUCUUAAAGGGAGUCAUCUCCUUGAUAUUUGACAAGGCUGUGCUGGAGCCCACAUUUUGCCCCAUGUAUGCACAACUAUGUUCUGAUCUAAAUGAGAAGCUCCCCAACUUCCCUUCUGACGAGCCUGGUGGAAAAGAAAUCACAUUCAAACGAACCCUUUUGAAUAAUUGCCAAGAGGCAUUUGAAGGGGCUGGCAAAUUGAGGGAAGAGGUUAGGCAGAUGACUGCUCCUGAGCAAGAAUCAGAACGAAGGGACAAGGAAAGGUUGGUCAAACUCCGCACACUUGGAAACAUACGUCUAAUUGGGGAGCUUUUGAAGCAGAAGAUGGUUCCAGAGAAGAUUGUUCAUCACAUUGUGCAGCAACUCUUAGGACAUGAUACCAAGAGUUGUCCAGCAGAGGAGAAUGUUGAGGCCAUAUGUCAGUUCUUUAGCACCAUUGGUAAACAGCUCGACGAGAACCAAAAAUCAAAGCGUAUUAAUGACAUGUAUUUCAAUAGCCUGAAGGAAUUAUCAACAAACUCUCAGCUAGCUGCACGACUGAAGUUUAUGAUUUGUGAUGUUAUUGAUUUGCGUGCAAAUAAUUGGAUUCCCAGACGGGAAGAGGUGAAAGCCAAAACCAUCACUGAGAUCCACUCGGAAGCUGAGAAGAAUCUGGGGUUACGUCCAGGUGCUACUGCUAGCAUUAGAAAUAGCCGAUCCGCUUCCGGUGCUCAAGGUAGCAUUAGCCCAGGUGGCUUCCCAAUGAAUCGGCCUGGUGCAGGUGGUAUGAUGCCCGGAAUGCCUGGAACAAGAAAGAUGCCUGGGAUGCCUGGGAUGGACAAUGACAACUGGGAAGUUCCAAGGUCUCGGUCAAUGCCAAGAGGCAAUGGUUCAACAGCUCAACCUGCUGGCCGUGUUCAACCACCACUAUUUGGCAAGUCUCCAUCAUCGAACCAGGGAUUUCUACCUCAAGGUAGUGGUAGAACUAGUGGCCUCUUGCGGGGUAGUGGUGCACCCUCUCCUCCUCGCGCAGCUAAUUAUGGAGGAUUUGGUAUGGAACCUGUACCUCAAGCCCCUGCCCCAUUUAGACAGGCUUCGCCUGCAUCAAUUGCACCAGUUAAUGACAUGCCAGUGGCUCCUGCCCCAAGAUUGAAUACAGAUGAACUCAAGAGAAAAACAGUCUCCCUUUUGGAGGAAUAUUUUGGCGUACGACUUGUGGACGAAGCGUUACAAUGUAUUGAGGAGUUGAAGUCGCCCUCUUACCAUCCUGAAAUUGUCAAGGCGGCCAUUUCCCUUGGAUUGGAGAAAAGCCCUCCGUGUGUGGAACCAGUAACAAAACUUCUCGAGUAUUCAUUGGCCAAGAAAGUCCUUACUCUCAAGGACAUAGCCACUGGAUGCCUCCUCUACAGUGCACUGUUGGAUGAUCUCACCAUUGAUUUACCAAGAGCUCCAGCAAAUUUUGGUGAGAUUAUUGGGGGACUCGUUUUGGCCGGUGUUUUGGACUUCAAGAUUGUCGCUGAAAUCCUGAAAACAGUGAGCGAUGACUACUUCCAAAAAGCGGUAUUCUCCUCCAUAAUGAAGAUUAUAAGCUCAAACCCUACAGGAAAGGGAAUAUUGGAUUCACAAGCAUCUGAUAUUGAUGCCUGCCAAAGCUUAUUUUAG
This is a messenger RNA of Fraxinus pennsylvanica, 2355 nucleotides long. Lineage: Eukaryota; Viridiplantae; Streptophyta; Magnoliopsida; Lamiales; Oleaceae. The record is from the annotation of a GenBank genome assembly.